AUGAAGACGAAGCGCGAUGACGAUUGUUUCGAGCACCUUCACUUUUCCCCUCCUUCAAAAUCCAGUAGACUGGACUACUAUGAAACAACGACGACAAUGGACACGGACAUGGACGAAGAUACUCCUGCAAAUGUUGUGCCACCGUUGAAGCAAUCCGACGAAGAGAAAUCGCUGGUGCUAUAUUCAAAUACUCCUCUUCUCAUGUCCCCUACUUCCCCUCCCUUAACCAUCGUUGUUGCUUCUCACUUGAUUCCAGGUUUAAAGGAUUAUCUGUUGUCACAGGGAACUAUAAAGCUAGAUGAACUCGGGGAAGAUGAAAUGAGGAGGGAGAAGACAUCCAAAGUUUCAAAAGACUGUUUGGCUGUUAUCCCAUGGGUUCCUAAUCCUCUGGCAUGCAAAGAGAUUGUACCAGAGACAUGUCAAACAUUAGAGGCAGAAGAUAGCGAAAUGAUGGACUUGGAUGAACAGCAGGCAAGUAACAGCAAUGAGAUGAGGGUGGAGGCAUGCGGAGUAUCAUCACCAUGGCAACAACAACAAUGUAUGAUGUCCAAUAUGUUGCAACCUCUGUUUGGUGCGUAUUUUCGUGGUAGCAUCUUUUGGAGAACAGCUGAACUAAGUGCACAAGUUUCGUUGUAG
Molecule: messenger RNA, 636 nt
Organism: Vicia faba (fava bean)
Lineage: Eukaryota; Viridiplantae; Streptophyta; Magnoliopsida; Fabales; Fabaceae
Source: the annotation of a GenBank genome assembly